GAAUUCAUUCACCCGGUUAUAAUUAAGGAACGUCGAUGGUAAGCUGAGAGCUUAUAUCUGUGACGUCAUAAUGGCGGCAGUGGGUUCAGAGAACCUAAUGUUUGAUCAGAGUUUUAUUAGAGUUAAAUAUGGCCAUGAUAAAGAAGCUAUAUUCAACCCCUGGUGUUCAACCUACACAUUAUUAGAAUAUAUCAGAAGAACGUGUGAUUGCGACCAGGAAUAUGUAAUAGAUCUAGUAGAUCAGCAAGGUCACGUGAGAAAUCUAUCUACCGGGACGGAGGAAUAUGCUAAUGAGCUGGUAUCAGCACGAGAAACUUAUGUUUUAGUAAGAAUUGAAAGGGACGGUGAAAUGGGAUCUAAUAAAUAUAUACCAUUACUGGAUAAUCUAGACAAGUUUAAUCCCGAAUUACUAGUAAAGCUGAAUAAUUUAUCACGUCCAUCAACUAGAAAGAAAGAUAAAUACAAGAAAAACCAACGUGCGACUAAAGGCUCGCCUGGUACGAAACGUCCCAGCAGUUCGGAACAAAGAGCCAAACAAAAAUAAACUGUUAAACCGACAGCAAGUGUCGGACAUAUAGAAUUCUGUUGAUCUUUUGUACGCAUUAGUUUCCAAUGGUACGCAGUGGCGUAUUAUGAUUUUUAGACUUUUUUUGUCCCAAAUAUGUGUCAGAAUGCACCAAAGCAAUUUUCGUUUGGAGAGCCUUUCCGGACCCUCCAUGCCAGGAUUGUGCUUCCGUAUUUGAAUCUUAAUCCCUACAGGUUGUCCCCCAUUAAGUCAUUCUGUCCUCUAUUUGUACCCUAGUUGCAACAGGAAGGCGCCGCCACUGAUACUACGGCAGCGAUCAUCGUCUUUUCAACAUGUUCAAAAUUAUUUUAUAAUUCUAUCGUAUUCCAGUUAGCAUAUUAUCCAUGAUGUUACGUGAUCCUCAAACCGACCAAUUAUUAUGCUGCCAUCAAGCCAGUUUUCUUUUGUACUUAUGAACACAUGUACUAAACGAUGAAUACGGGCCAUACUUCAUGUACUGAAAACGUUGUUUUGAUUCGUUAAAAUUGGUUGCUUUAUACAAAUCUAUUUAGAUAAAUCAACUAUAAUCCCAUCUAUUUAUUCAUGAUGGGGCGUGGCCUAACGUUGAUGUGCAACGGCCUUCAUUAUGUAACAUUUUAUAAUUAAAGAAUUAAUCAAUACCUUC
Lottia gigantea (owl limpet) is the source of this 1190-nucleotide messenger RNA. RefSeq lists its product as hypothetical. The record is from RefSeq and is a predicted model, not a curated record. Bases 71 to 544 code for a protein of 157 amino acids. The transcript is spliced from 5 exons. Lineage: Eukaryota; Metazoa; Mollusca; Gastropoda; Lottiidae.